AUGGCUCCCCCGACCGAUCGCAAAGUGAUCCUCGAGACGCUCCAGAAGUCUAUCGACGAUGGUAAUAUCAUCGUCGGCGCAGGCGCAGGCAUUGGCUUGAGUGCGAAGUUCAUCGAAGCGGGCGGCGGUGACUUGAUCAUCAUCUACAACAGCGGGCGCUACCGCAUGGCGGGGCGAGGCUCACUAGCAGGCCUGAUGCCGUACGGAAACGCAAAUGACGCAGGCGAAGUCAUCCCAAUUCUACAGAAAACGCCAGUUCUGGCAGGCGUGUGCGCCACCGACCCCUUCCGGUCCAUGCCACAAUUCCUCAAACAACUCAAAGAUCUGGGCUUCGCAGGCAUUCAAAAUUUCCCCACUGUUGGGCUCAUAGAUGGCACGUUUCGACAAAAUCUCGAGGAAACGGGGAUGUCCUACGAUGCGGAAGUCGAAGUCAUCAAAUUAGCACACGAGAUGGAUCUCCUAACGACGCCAUACGUAUUCAACGUAGAAGAAGCGCGGAAGAUGGCAGGCGUAGGCGCAGACGUACUCGUUGCACACAUGGGCCUCACAACUUCUGGAGCUAUUGGAGCGCAGAGCGGGAAGAGUCUUGACGACUGUGUGAAGCUGAUCCAGGAGAUCCGAGAUGCAGCGGUAGAGGUCAAGAAGGACAUCAUCGUGCUUUGUCACGGUGGGCCGAUCGCAAAGCCCGAAGAUGCGGAGUAUGUGAUCAGCCGGACGACAGGCGUUCAUGGGUUCUAUGGCGCGAGUUCUAUGGAGAGGCUGCCCGUCGAGGAGGCGAUCACCAAUAUCACUAAGACGUUCAAGGGGUUGAAAUGUCGGCGCACAGAGUAG
Messenger RNA from Dothidotthia symphoricarpi CBS 119687, 831 nucleotides. RefSeq lists its product as uncharacterized. Bases 1 to 831 code for a protein of 276 amino acids. Gene Ontology annotation, molecular function: catalytic activity. NCBI's taxonomy places the organism in Eukaryota, Fungi, Ascomycota, Dothideomycetes, Pleosporales, Dothidotthiaceae. The transcript is spliced from 2 exons. The record is from RefSeq and is a predicted model, not a curated record.